AUGUGGAACAAUCAAUCAAGAGCAUGGAUGUACAAUCGGAUCGAUUUAUUCACUAAUCAUAUCUCAUUGGAUUAUUCGGCGGGUGUGGAAGAGUUCAUUGCUUUUGCUAGUAGCCAUGCACAAAAUAGCAGAGGUAGGUUUUACUGCCCUUGUGUAGUAUGUGGGAAUUCGAAGUCGUUGAAAGCUGUUUCAGUUUCUAGUCAUUUGCUAAGUAGAGGAUUUACGCCUAACUAUUAUGUAUGGUAUGAACAUGGUGAAGAUUAUGAUGUUGUUGGGGAAGGAACUAGUAGUCAUUAUGCUAAUAAUACAGAUUAUGCUAGUGCUAGUGAACCUAUAGGAUUUGAUGGGGAAAAUGUAUAUGCUGGGGAGAAUGUAUAUGCUGGGGAGAAUGUAUAUGCUGGGAUGGUGAAUAAUGCAUUUCAUGGUUCUGUACCAUAUAACGAGUAUCAUGAACAUGAAAGAAGAAAUGAUCAUGUUCAUGAACAACCCACCCAAGAAGCAAAACGGUUUUAUGAUAUGCUAGCUGCUGCAAAUACUCCACUGUAUGAUGGAUGUCGGGAAGGGCAGUCGCAGUUAUCAUUGGCAGCUCGGUUCAUGAACAAUAAGGUCGACUACAUUUUGUCUGAAAAUUGUAUGGAUUCAUGGACAGGACUGUUUUCAGAGUAUUUACCAGAGGAUAGUUGUAUGCUCUUUUGGAAAGAUGAUGAGAAGUUGGAGCAUUGCAAGUUCUGUGGCAAACCAAGGUAUAAGGCUAGUGAAGGAAGAACAAGAAUACCGUUCAGUAAGAUGUGGUAUUUACCCAUUGCGGAAAGGCUGAAGAGAAUGUACCAAUCUGAGAAGACUGCAGCUUUUAUGAGAUGGCACGCUGAGCACAGCUCUGAGGAGGGAUUAAUGUGUUAUCCUUCAGAUGCGGCUGAGUGGAAGAAUUUUCAGCAAUUGCAUCCCUCAUUUGCAGCAGAACCGCACAAUGUUUAUCUUGGAUUAUGUACAGAUGGUUUCAAUCCUUUUGGGAUGUCGAAACACCAUUCGUUAUGGCCAGUGAUAUUGACUCCAUACAACUUGCCUCCUGGGAUGUGCAUGAACACGGAGUAUUUGUUUCUGACGAUUUUGAAUUCAGGACCGAAUCAUCCACGAGCUAGUCUUGAUGUUUUUCUCAAACCAUUGGUCGAUGAGUUAACAGAGUUAUGGUAUAGUGGAGUGGAGGCAUAUGAUUUGUCCUUAGAUCAAAAUUGCAACCUUAAAGCUGUCCUUUUGUGGACUAUCAGCGAUUUCCCAGCAUAUGGCAUGUUGUCAGGAUGGACAACACACAGAAGAUUAGCUUGCCCAAUUUGUAUGGACGAUACAAAUGCAUUUCAAUUGCCAGCUGGUAGGAAGACAUGUUGGUUUGAUUGCCACAUGAGAUUUCUUCCUACUAAUCAUCCAAUGCGAAAAGAUAAAAAACACUUUCUCAAAGGUAAACACACAGUGAACGACUAUCCACCGCAAUAUUUGACGGGUGAACAGGUCUUACAUGAGCGUAUAAGAAAUGCCAAGCCAAAGACUUUUGACUGCGGAGGUAAUGGGCAUGAAAAUAAAGUGGAUGGUUAUGGAAGUUGGCAUAAUUGGCACAAAGAAAGCAUCUUGUGGAAGCUCCCGUAUUGGACCGAUCUUAACUUACGACACAAUCUUGAUUUGAUGCAUAUUGAGAAAAAUAUUCUCGAUAAUCUCAUGUACAUUGUUAUGAAUGUGAAAGACAGAUCAAAAGAAAAUGUGAGGUCCCGCUUGGAUAUUGCAAGAUUUUGUGAUCAAAGUCAAUUACAUGUUGAUGCAAAGGGGAGAACUCCUUUUCCUAUUUGGAGAUUGAGUGCGAAAGGGAAAAAAAGCCUACUUCAAUGGGUCAAAGAAGAUGUUAAAUUUUUAGAUGGGUAUGUAGCUGAUUUAGCUAGUUGUGCAGACAUCAAGGAUGGGAAGUUUUCACGAAUGAAAAGUCAUGAUUGCCAUGUCUUUAUGGAACGAUUGCUUCCAUUUGUAUUUGCAGAGUUGUUACCAUGUGACGUCCAUCUUGCAAUAUCAGGGAUCGGAUCAUUUUUCCGUGACAUAAGUAGUCGAUCAUUGGAGCUAAGUCAUGUCCAAUUGUUGAAAGCGAAUAUUGUGAUGAUUUUGUGCAAUUUAGAGAAAAUAUGUCCACCUUCGUUCUUUGAGGUCAUGGAGCACCUCCCAGUACAGCUACCAUAUGAAGCCAAACUUGGUGGUCCAGUUUAA
This is a messenger RNA of Camelina sativa (false flax), 2241 nucleotides long. The record is from RefSeq and is a predicted model, not a curated record. NCBI's taxonomy places the organism in Eukaryota, Viridiplantae, Streptophyta, Magnoliopsida, Brassicales, Brassicaceae.